AUGGCGAUGACACCGGCGCACACUCUAAACCUCUGUGGCGUUCUAUCGGAGUCAAAGCGAAUCGUCAACGCUCACUCCCGCCACUUCCUUGCUUUAUCCCUCCUCUUCCUCCUCCCUCUAUCUUGCUCUAUCGUCAUCUUCCCCACCGCCUGCCUCCCCCAAACCCGACCCGACGUCGUUUUCAGCGCCGGCGAUUAUACUCUAAAGUCGCCACGAACCCUAAUUUUUCCUAUCGUCUACACUUUCGUGGUCUACCUUCUCUCCAUCUGUGCCCUAGCCACAAUUACCCACAGCACAUACCACGGUUUCUAUGGCAGACCGGUGAAGUUUCUCCCUGCUAUCAAAUCCAUAAUCUUCUCUUUCUUCCCUCUCGUUUCGACCGCAAUUGCAGCUAAGUUUUUCAUUUUUCUGAUAUCUCUGAGUUUUCUAAUGUUUGUUGUGGUAAUUAUCAAGUUAGCCCAAAACCUAGGGUUUGUAAUCGACUAUAACUCGAGUUAUUUCUUCUGGUUUUGUGCAUUUCUCGGUGUCGCUUUGAGUUUGAUAAUGGUUUAUUUCCAAGUGAAUUGGGGAUUAGCUUCUGUUGUUGCUGUUACCGAAUCGAAAUGGGGGUUUGAGCCCUUGUGGAGAAGUUCGUAUUUAGUUAACGGGAUGAGAUCUGUUUCGUUAUCAUUGAUUUUGGUUUUUGGAGUUCAGAUUGGGUUUUGGGUGUGGAUGGCCUCCAAUAGUUUGUUGGAUUUUGGCACCAUUGAUGAAUGGAGAAGCUGGGAUUUCGUCUCGCAGACGAUUAUAACGUCGGGGUUCUUGAGCAUUUUGACAUUCUUAUUGCUUCAUUAUACUGCAGCUAAUACUGUGUUGUAUAUGUACUGUAAGGCUUUACAUGGAGAAUUGGCUAUCGAGAUUGCCGAAGAGUUUGCUCGUGAGUACGUUAGUCUGCCUUUCGAUGAUGCAAAGGUUCCUCAUGUUGUUACCGUUGUCUCAGCUUGA
Messenger RNA from Cynara cardunculus var. scolymus (artichoke), 984 nucleotides. RefSeq lists its product as uncharacterized. The transcript has a single exon. Lineage: Eukaryota; Viridiplantae; Streptophyta; Magnoliopsida; Asterales; Asteraceae. The record is from RefSeq and is a predicted model, not a curated record. Bases 1 to 984 code for a protein of 327 amino acids.